Tauraco erythrolophus (red-crested turaco) is the source of this 450-nucleotide messenger RNA. The record is from RefSeq and is a predicted model, not a curated record. NCBI's taxonomy places the organism in Eukaryota, Metazoa, Chordata, Aves, Musophagiformes, Musophagidae.
UGGGAGAAACUACAGAUGACAACAAGUGAGAGGAGGAAAAUAGUUUGUUCCGUCACAUUCCAUGUCAUUGCAAUUACCUGUGUUGUUUGGUCAUUGUAUGUUUUAAUUGACAGAACUGCUGAGGAGAUUAAACAAGGCAAUGACAAUGGUGUCCUUGAAUGGCCAUUUUGGACAAAACUUGUUGUGGUGGCCAUUGGAUUCACGGGGGGCCUGGUCUUCAUGUACGUGCAGUGUAAGGUGUACGUUCAGCUGUGGCGCAGGUUGAAAGCCUACAACAGAGUGAUCUUUGUUCAGAACUGCCCAGACACUGCCAAAAAACUGGAGGAGAAGAACUCUUCGUGCACUCAGAACUCGGACGUCAAGGACGCAGUGGUGGUACCAGUAGCACAGACAGGUACAAACUCUCAGCCGGCAGCUGAAGAAACGACAUCUGAGGUCAUGCCAGUUUGA